AUGGUUCCCGAUCUGACUUACAAGGCUCUUUUGCUUGGUGUUUUGCUUGUUGCGCUGGUGAUCGCCUACCAGCUGAAUGCCUAUUUCGCAAAACGAGUCGAUGCCACCGAUGACGCCAGCGACAGCGAAAGA
Messenger RNA from Gongylonema pulchrum, 132 nucleotides. Lineage: Eukaryota; Metazoa; Nematoda; Chromadorea; Rhabditida; Gongylonematidae. The record is from the annotation of a GenBank genome assembly.